Hippopotamus amphibius kiboko is the source of this 2021-nucleotide messenger RNA. RefSeq names its product decapping mRNA 1B (gene DCP1B). The record is from RefSeq and is a predicted model, not a curated record. The coding region runs from base 13 to 1887 and encodes 624 amino acids. The transcript is spliced from 10 exons. Gene Ontology annotation, cellular component: P-body. Lineage: Eukaryota; Metazoa; Chordata; Mammalia; Artiodactyla; Hippopotamidae. Gene Ontology annotation, biological process: deadenylation-independent decapping of nuclear-transcribed mRNA; deadenylation-dependent decapping of nuclear-transcribed mRNA; positive regulation of catalytic activity. Gene Ontology annotation, molecular function: mRNA binding; enzyme activator activity.
GCCGACGGGAAGAUGGCGACGGCGGCGGGUGGCUCGGCGGGGAAGGGGCGCGACAUCAGCCUGGCGGCCCUGCGGCGCCACGACCCCUACAUCAGCCGCAUCGUGGACGUGGCCAGCCAGGUGGCCCUGUACACCUUCGGCCACCGGGCCAACGAGUGGGAAAAGACCGAUGUGGAAGGAACCUUAUUUGUUUAUACAAGGUCUGCUUCUCCGAAGCAUGGCUUCACCAUCAUGAACAGGCUGAGCAUGGAAAACAGGACAGAGCCCAUCACGAAAGACCUGGAUUUCCAGCUCCAGGACCCUUUCCUUCUCUACAGAAAUGCCAGAUUGUCCAUUUAUGGAAUUUGGUUUUAUGAUAAGGAAGAAUGCCAAAGAAUUGCAGAGCUUAUGAAAAACCUCACUCAGUACGAACAGCUGAAAGCCCACCACGGAGCAGGAGGGGGAGCCGGAAUGUCCCCCGUGAGCCUCCGCUCAGGAGAGGGCAAGGAGGUGGACAUCUUGCAGAUGCUCUCCAAGGCCAAAGACGAAUACACAAAGGCUCGUGGUUGGGGUGCAAGUGAGCAGGGCGAGCAGCCAGUCCAGAGAGGUCUUGGGCCACGUACUGAGCCUUCAGAAGUGGACUGUUUGGAGGAACAUUGUAAAACCUGUUCUGAACCCAAACAGAUCAGCAGCUCGUCCGCCAUCCACGACAACCCCAAUCUCAUCAAGCCGAUUCCAGUGAAGCCUAGCGGGAGCCGGCAGCAGCGCAGCCCUCGGCCCAGCCAGACCCUAGACCCUGAACCCCAACACCUGUCCUUGACGGCUCUCUUUGGGAAGCAGGACAAAGCUAUGUGUCAGGAAGCCACGGGACCUCCGCAGACCCUCCACCAGCAGCAGCAGCAGCAGCAAGAGAAGCUUCCGAUUCGGCAGGGGGUCGUCCGCUCCCUGUCCUGUGAGGAACCGCGAAGACACUCGCCCCCAGUCGAGAAGCAGCUCUGUCCAGCCAUCCAGAAGCUCAUGGUCAGGAGCUUGGACCUGCAGCCACUGGCAGAGCUGCCUGAGAGCCGGCCCUGCAGAGAUGCCAUCAGGGUGGCCUGUGCUGGGCCUGCCCGGCCAGGGUCUCCCCGCAGCUCCUCAGCCUCCCACCGCACACAUGGUUCCUCUGUGACUCAGAACCCACUGGACCAGUUCCAGAGCAUCCCCGGGGCCAAGAACAGGUGCGACUCUGGGGCACCGGUACCUGCCGGCUCAGCUGCCACCCCCACGGCCACUGCCAGGCCAACCGGUCUCAGUGGUAGCGCCCUCCCGCCACAGACGCUGGGGCCCCGGGCUCUCUCGAGGCCAGCGCCCCCUGGCCCUGGCCCUGGCUGUCAGCCCACAGGGGCUGAUGAGGUCUCCCCACGGGAGCUGCUGCAGAAGCUUCAGGCGGUGCAGCAGGAGCAGCAGCUGCCAGUGCCCGGUCGCCCUGCCCUGGCGGCCAAGUUCCCCGUGGCCACCCUGAGCACUGGAGCACGGAACCCCCUGGAGUCCUGGAGGGACCAGACCCCCAGCGCGGAGCAGCAGGCUCCCCUCCUUCAGGUCCUCUCACCCCGGCGCGUCCCGGCCGCUGCAGCCCCGUCUCCUCUCGUGUCGCCCCUGGUGUUCACGCAGCCUCCCUGGGCUCCGCCACCAGAGAAGAGCAAUGGGCUUCUGCCCAUGGGAAGCCAGGACCCAGCUGCCGCCCCCACCGGCCUCCUCCUGCCCCUGCGGACGCCAGAGCCCCCUGGGACCCCAGGCAGCGCCCUGACCAAGCUGCAGCUCCAGGAGGCCCUGCUGCACCUCAUCCAGAAUGACGACAACUUCUUAAAUAUAAUCUACGAAGCUUAUCUCUUCAGCAUGACACAAGCGGCCAUGAAAAAGACUCUGUGAAAGCAAAAUAUUUUAAGACUGAUUUCCAAGGCCCUUCGGCUCAAGGUUCUUUCAUGUCAAAUGUUGUUUCCCUAAAUGUUUCUGCCUUUUUUUUAAAGUGUGUGUUAUAUGAAGUAAAAUGUUUCAGACUUUUU